CCUAUGGACAAACCAUCCUCCAGUGUUGCAGAACUAGUGCUACAGUUGCAGCAAGAAGGAGGUGUAAACCCAGCAUCCUCAUCCCCUGGACAGACUGAGUGUAUACUAGUACUCAGAGACCCUGCACACAUCACACAGGAGACAAACUCUCAGCCAGGAGACUGCAAGCAGAGAACUAGCAUUACAAAAAACAACCCAGAGCUGCAGGAUCACUCCUAUCAUCCUCAUCUUCCAGCUGUGCAGAGGCAGGAUGGUGAUCAAAGUUUAUAUUGCAACCUCUUCGGGUUUCACAUCGAUUAAAAAGAAACAGCAAGAUGUAAUGGGCAGUUUAGACGCCUUCAAGAUAGAGUACGAAGAAAAGGAUAUUGCUGCCAAUGAGGAGAAUCGCAAAUGGAUGAGGGAAAAUGUUCCUGAAAAUUGCCGACCAGCAACAGGAAACCCAUUGCCCCCCCAGAUCUUCAACGAUGACAAGUACUGUGGGGAUUAUGAUGCCUUCUUUGAAGCAAGAGAAGAUAACGCAAUGUAUGCGUUUCUAGGCCUCAUUGCUCCACCUGGUUCAAAGGAAGCCGAGGCACUAGCAAAGCGGAAUGCAUAGACUGAACACAAAUUCCUCCAGAACCAAAUCCCCAAAACUCCAGAGCUUCUCAGAUCCGCUACAAUAAAAUUAAGCAGCUUCGCACUUAAGCUCCAAACUCCUUAAUGCAGCAAAGAACUGUGGGCCCCUGUGUCUGUCUGUAGGGGCAGUGAGGACCUAUGAUUGAAUGUGUCACUAGAUGUGCCAAAAACGAAAGCAACAAACAAACAUGCACACUGUUCUGAUUUUCGAACUGGUACCCAUUUAAGAUGAAUGAUAGGAAUGAAUUGACAGAAACAUUAAACCGAAUAUCUUUAGCACUUACCUUAAGUCUUUAAAUGCUACAUGGAUGUGUUGUUUGUCUCAUUACCCAUUCCACCCAGUAGGUUAGUCCUCCUGAUACCCACCUUCCAUAGUCAACAGGACGUACCAAGACAUAAUGGGUAACCCUAGCUCUUGUAGACUUUCCUGUGAUGAAGUCCUGAUGCAUUGUGGGUAUCACAGUUUACAAUAGUGGGAGUGCCAAAAGUUAGCCAUCACAGCUAUAGGCAAAUCGGUAUUAAAGUACAUAUCUUGGAAUGCUUAAAACAAUUUCUAUACAAAGAGGUAUCAAUUUGUAGGGUAGAAAUACUAAAUUAUUGCACAGAGUCCAUUCCUUACUGUAGUUUUGGGAUUCUGCAGAAUACCGUUGGAGUUUUCACUAUAAAACAAUUUACCGCCAGCAUUCUUUUCUACUUUCCGCUAUUUAAUCCUUUAUUAAACUUUUUGUUUUGUACCACGUGGCUGGCUCCACAACAAUGGAAUGUCCCAUAUCAGUAGAAAACAUUUUGACUUAAAUAUUCCAUGGUCCUCAAUAAAAUGUGCCUUUUAUUAAAUGUUCACAUCAAUUCAAGGGAUAUUUUUGUUUCAUUUCUAUUUUUUUCCCCAUUGUUUUUAUCUUGUAAGAUCAGCUCUUAAUAAAACACUCUGCUGCAGAUUACUUCCUGAUUUAUUUUCUACAAAAAAAAAACAAGAAAAAAAAUCUGAAAUAUAAUCUACAAAUGAUUGGGCUGUAUAGAUCUCGCACGUUGACAAUAUAAUACAGAGAUCUGGAUGCACUGGAAAUUCUACUUCUGUUUUUGUAUAACCUAUAAAUAUCAGUAAGCCAACAAAAAUUUAGAAUUAAAGGACUAGUCUUACACUUUUUAACCAUUAAAUCCUCCUUUGAUUUGGAAUAGUGCCCUCUGCACUACCGCUGAGUGUCUGGUCCUAUUUACCAAUCGCUGGUGAUCCAUUCUAACGCUAGAAUUCUGUAGUGUAAAUGCAGAGGUAUGUAUUACAUCUUGACAUAGAAACAGUUUGAAAAAAAUACUCACGCCGUUCAACUUCAACUGUUCAAACCGCUAAGUUUCUGCUGUUGAUCCAAAACUAAGUGAGACCCAUCUUGACGUGAUUCCUUCUUCUCCUGGAAGAAGAUUUUCUUGAUUCCAAAGUAGCAACCAGAUUUCUCCUUGGAGUAACUAUUAUGUCCCAGAUUAUCCAGUUCUACAAUAUUAUAAAAUCUCUCAAAAAUAUACCCCUACCUGUUCUAUUAUUAGAAUCUAAAUGGGAUUCAUUAAAGAGGAGUUGACCGUGGGAUUGCAACGUUUAGACUUAACGAGCUUGGCUGGAGAUAAGUCUCCUUUAAUGUCUAAAUUUAGUAUUGUGGAAAUUGAAAUGAAACAAUUGCAAACCUUUCUCACACCCAUAUAAUACUUUAAGCAUUGUGUCUUCUUGGUACCAUGCCAAUCUGUUUCAUGAUUUAUCUUCAGAUUAUUAUUCCAUGUCGGGAAAUGUUUGGAUUUUGUAGAAUGCAGAAAAUGACUUUCUAGAGCCUGAGCUAAGUAGGUCAGGAACAGGCAGUGCCACGCAACACGGGAAUUUCACGUGACGGUUGUUUUUUGGCAUGAAUAGCUAAUGGAAAAGACUUUAGGGUACAGAUCGAGAAUAUUUCUAAGCUUCUUCCUUUGAAGUAUUAAGCUGUAAACUAGACGGUCAACCAACCGUUGGUGUUGGUUUAUAAUUUUUGGUUCAUUUUCAUCAUCCUAAUGCAAGUUUUGGUUUUGCUACAUUUUAACUGCUGUCCUUUCAUUGUUAGAUUUUUGUGUAUCCACAUAUUUCCAUUUUUUCUCAUUCUUACCCUCUAUAUUCCUCUCUUCCUUCUCAUUCACUCUUCUUCUUACUAUUAAUUACUAUAUGUAUCCCCCUUUCUCUUUUCCCUCCAUCUAUCACUCCUUAUAUUUGUUUUUUCUCACUCCUUGUCUUUCUCUCCUCCCUCUCCGACAUUCUUUUCUCACACUCUCUCUUUCCCACUUCUUGAAUUUUCUCCAUCACCCUUUUUCCUGUCCCUCUCCCCCCUCCCAUCUCUGUCUCUCAGCCCUCCCACACAUUUACAGCAGGGGGUUAAAUAUUCCAGAGUACCAAUGUGUAAUGAUAAUUCUAUUUGCAAAAUAAAUUGACUUCUUUGAGAUGUA
Molecule: messenger RNA, 3066 nt
Organism: Pelobates fuscus (common spadefoot toad)
Lineage: Eukaryota; Metazoa; Chordata; Amphibia; Anura; Pelobatidae
Gene: SH3BGRL
Product: SH3 domain binding glutamate rich protein like
Exons: 4
Coding region: 251-595 (114 amino acids)
Cellular component (GO): cytoplasm
Source: RefSeq, a predicted model, not a curated record